Molecule: messenger RNA, 3510 nt
Organism: Dothidotthia symphoricarpi CBS 119687
Lineage: Eukaryota; Fungi; Ascomycota; Dothideomycetes; Pleosporales; Dothidotthiaceae
Product: phosphatidylethanolamine N-methyltransferas-like protein
Exons: 5
Coding region: 320-3247 (975 amino acids)
Biological process (GO): phosphatidylcholine biosynthetic process
Molecular function (GO): phosphatidylethanolamine N-methyltransferase activity
Source: RefSeq, a predicted model, not a curated record
GUUCGAGACUCUUCCGCUCACCCACGUUCAACAUCAAUACGCUGCUGGAGUUCAACACUCCACGCCCCUCCCAUUGUCUCACGGUGUUCACGUUCUUGUAUUUCAUCUGAAUUGGCGUAUGUGGUAUGCCUAGAAGAGAAACUCUGUAGCGGCUCACACGGGACGACCCCCACAGUCCACACCAUACCAGCAGCGGGAUAGCUCACGGCAGAGGCCUGCACACACGCACACGUGUUGACUGCGGCUGCAAGAAUUUCCAAAAAUCCGUCUUCAAUUUCACGCAACACCAACUGCAGUCUGUCGUUCGGGUUUCUGCAAUAUGGCGGAUGUCGACAGCAGUACAGAAGCCGAUGGAAGCCGGCUACGAGAGCGCUCAUCAGCUAGACAAGAUCCCUCUCACAAUUCGGACAAUGCUAAGCAAAAGGUGUUGGAGCUGAACAACCAGGAAGAUACAAGCCAAAAUGAAGGCAAGGAGAAGCGCACAUACGGCAGGACGCCAGAUGGUACAGUGUUUGUCGUGCCACACACCCACGACAUGGUUUCGCAGCUUCUCUCGCCCUCGCAACCCAAGAACUUGUCCGAUGCCGCGGUGCUCGCAGUGCUCGCAGGCUUGAUCUUCACCCUCUACGUACUGCCCAAAAGCGCCCGCGUUCCUGUAUUCGCAUGCAUCUUCCUGUUCUGGCGCGCUGCCUACAACGCAGGUAUCGGCUGGAUGCUCGAUGCCCAGUCUAAACACAAUAGCCUUGUUCUCUGGGCGCGACACUCGCGCAUCUUCGAGAAGCCUGAGAUGGGCAAGAACCCACACCCGACCCUGUACAACCUCCUCAAGCGAGAAAUGGAGACCAAAAUUCCCAAGGACUACAAGUUUGAGGAUGCUCCGGUAGAGUAUAACACCUGGCUUGUCUUCAGACGCGCUGUAGACCUCAUCCUCAUGUGUGACUUUGUCUCGUACUGCCUUUUCGCCAUUGCCUGCUUCAACCGCCCACAGGAAAGCUGGCUGGUGAUGGUGUUACGAUGGACGACGGGCAUAAUACUUUUUCUCUUCAAUCUGUGGGUUAAGCUAGACGCUCACAGGGUAGUGAAAGAUUAUGCCUGGUAUUGGGGAGACUUCUUCUACCUCAUUGAUCAAAAUCUAACAUUUGACGGCGUUUUUGAGAUGGCUCCUCAUCCCAUGUACUCGGUAGGAUAUGCCGGUUACUAUGGCAUUGCCCUGAUGAUGGCAAGCUACAAAGUCCUGUUUAUCUCUAUCAUCGCUCACGCAGCACAAUUUGCCUUUCUGAUCCUCGUCGAGAACCCUCACAUUGACUCAAUCUACAAUGUGCCCCCACCACGCCGAACGCGCCACAACUCUGGUAACCUGGAUGAACAAGAACGUCCGAGACAAGAUCAUUCUCAGUCCGAAGUUGAUUUUGCAUCCCGUGGAUCGUCAUUCGAUGCGGUCCGUCAGCCUGCCCCUAUGCAUCACAUCGUCGGCGCCAAGAACACGGAUUUCCAUCGCUUGAUCGACAUCAGCACUGUGCUUCUCUCCUUCUACAUGUUGUGUUUGGCAACUUUGACCCCAAACACGCAUCUGGUACGUACUUUGAUUUUCAUCAACGCGUUCGUAUGGCGACUAUGGUAUGCAUUGGGUCUGGGCUACAUAUUAGACCGACAAUCUAAGACCAAGAACUGGACUCGACAUUUCAUCAAGUACGGUGAGAGCAAAGAAGAAGCUUGGCGUCAAUGGAAGUAUCUGUACCAUCUAAGUACGAUCAUGUGUCACGCAAGCUUCGCAGCGGCCGCUUGGAAGAUGUACACUCUACCAGCUGAUUGGUUUUACGGGCUUACGCUUCUGAGACAUGUGCUCGGUGUUAGCAUGAUCGCGUUGCAGCUUUGGACUGCUAUAAGUAGUUAUGAGUCUCUUGGCGAGUUUGGUUGGUUUUGCGGUGACUUCUUCUACGAUCCUCCGUCACGGAGCCUGUCAUACUCUGGUAUCUACCGCUUUCUCAACAACCCAGAGCGCGUUCUUGGAUUGGCUGGCAUUUAUGGUGUAGCUCUCAUCACUUGGAGCAUACCGAUAUUCUUUCUGGUUGCGACAGCCCACAUCCUCAGUCUGGCGUUUCUGCAGUUCAUCGAGAUUCCUCAUACAAAAGCCUUGUAUGGACGCAAUCUCCGUCAAGUUUCUGGUGUCAGCAAGACGGUUCGUCAGGCUCUUCCCAGCCCAGUACUCAAGUGGCAGUCAGCAGCAGACGGUUAUUUCAACUCGACCGUCGAGUUCAUCGAUGAUCUGCUGGACCAUGCAAGACCCAAGUUCGCUGCUGGUGUAGAUACAUUUGUGAAAGACACAACCGCGCUCUUCAAAUCUUAUCCGGCACGCAUAUCAAUCACACGUCUCUCGCCAGAUCUUGCUGGCUUGGAUUCCAGUCAAUUCAAGCUUGAGGUUGAAGGCACACUCUCUCCACCAACGGCAGAACGACAAAAGAAUGGCGGACGCGAGGGUGAAAUGGCAAGAGCACCAGCGACGCGUACAAACGAGUUUAGGACACUCAUCCUUGAGUAUGGUGCUCCUAUCAAGGUUCGCUGGCAAGCACCGCUCAAUCAUAGCAAGAAAGACUGGAUCGGGCUGUACAUGGUUACUGACAAUCAGUCUCGAGAGGUGACCGGCAUCAGCUCGAACGGGCGCUGGGUAGCAACUAACCCGGGUGUAUAUGACUCUACACGUGCUGAGGAUGGUAUCCUUGUGUCAGACAAGCUUCUACCUGCCAGCCCUGGUAUGGAUGAAGAGGCCGACUGCUACACUGGCGAGAUUGAAUUCCACGGCGACAAGCUUUGGUGGACCACUGGUGUGUUUGAGUUCCGAUACCACCAUGGAGGCAAACACAAUGUCAUGGCCCUUUCUCAGGCCUUCGAAAUCCGCAUCCCUAGGUUUGAUGAGGAUGAUGUGGAAGUGGAUUCCAACGGCACGAUUCACCGCGCCGUCGAACAAGCGCUGUUGCCAAUCAUCCAGAACUGUUUUGAUCGCGACCCCGAGAUUGCGCCUUCGACGGCGGAAGAGUCGUUCGGAAGCUUGGUUGAGAGGGACGGCAAGUUUGCCAGGCGAGUCGUGUUUGCGGUACAUCAGAUGUUCGGCAUUGAAUUUGCGCCUGAGGUUGUUCAGGCGGACGGCACGGUGCGUAACCUUGCAUGGCGUAUCUGCAAUGCGAAGAAGGUGUUGGCACCAUACAGCAUGUCUCAGAGCCAUGGAAGAAACACGCCUGUUAUGGGGUGAGCUGGUUGGACAGCCACCCGAUUCUAUCCACUCGACGCGUUUGUCAUACUGUGCUGUACAUUCUAUUUCAAAAGGUCGGGUUGCUGGAGGAUCAGAACGAGGGAAGGACGAGAUCGGAUAACAAAUGGAGCGAGCAGUGUUCCGAUGCAUGCAAGGUUCAUCAAGACAUGUUACGCGUAAGCCUGGUUCUCAACAGACUGGACGAAGAAGAAAAUCCUAACCGUAUCUUCACCAUCCAAGCAACAAUCUGCAUAAGUGGUGGU